Messenger RNA from Stylophora pistillata, 2115 nucleotides. RefSeq lists its product as uncharacterized. Lineage: Eukaryota; Metazoa; Cnidaria; Anthozoa; Scleractinia; Pocilloporidae. Gene Ontology annotation, molecular function: calcium ion binding. The record is from RefSeq and is a predicted model, not a curated record.
AUGAUUUUCCACAGAUUAAAAGGAGGAAUCAGCCCUAAUGGACAGGCACUAAGAGGAGAGCUAGCUCUAACUCUUGAGGUGAGUUUUUGGAGAGGUGGCCUGAAUAGUUCCGUUAUUCUUACCAGCCUCGACUACAAAAACUACACAGAAAAGCUGCUUUCUUAUCUAGAGCCAGUCCUCCUUAGCUCAAAGCGGAGCAGGUUUGUGAGGUGUUGGCACGCUAAGACAGAUGGCUGGGCGGCAUCAACAUUCCACACCAACUGCGAUGGGAGGGGACCCACAGUGACAAUCAUCAAAGCUAAUAACUCCAUCUUUGGUGGCUACAGUGACGUAUCAUGGAGCAGUACCUGUGGUUGGUCUUACGCCACCAAAGCCUUUUUAUUCUCAUUUAACAACGCCAAAGAAUACAAUCCUGUAAAACUGACACAAUACCGAUACCAGCAACACGCUAUAUACAGAUGUUCCUCCCACGGACCCCGUUUUGGUUGGGGACAUGACAUUUACGUAUCAAAUGAUGCAGGGAAAAACCAACAAUCUUAUACCAAAUGUGGCGGGACGUACUCCAACCCCUCUGGCUACUCGACUGGAAACUGCGCAUUUUUUACAGGAGCAUAUCAUUUUACUCCAUCUGACAUUCUCCNGCGGAGCAGGUUUGUGAGGUGUUGGCACGCUAAGACAGAUGGCUGGGCGGCAUCAACAUUCCACACCAACUGCGAUGGGAGGGGACCCACAGUGACAAUCAUCAAAGCUAAUAACUCCAUCUUUGGUGGCUACAGUGACGUAUCAUGGAGCAGUACCUGUGGUUGGUCUUACGCCACCAAAGCCUUUUUAUUCUCAUUUAACAACGCCAAAGAAUACAAUCCUGUAAAACUGACACAAUACCGAUACCAGCAACACGCUAUAUACAGAUGUUCCUCCCACGGACCCCGUUUUGGUUGGGGACAUGACAUUUACGUAUCAAAUGAUGCAGGGAAAAACCAACAAUCUUAUACCAAAUGUGGCGGGACGUACUCCAACCCCUCUGGCUACUCGACUGGAAACUGCGCAUUUUUUACAGGAGCAUAUCAUUUUACUCCAUCUGACAUAGAGGUUUUCUUCGAAAUAGGUGGUCUUGGUACAUCUAAUAUUCUUGGAAGCCUGGAUCCCAACAUGUACUUGGGAAAGCUGAUUUCGUUUUUAGACCCAGUUCUUCCAAGUAUAUCCCGUACCGACUUUGCGAGGUGUUGGCACGCUAAGACAGACGGCUGGGCGGCAUCGACAUUCCACAGCAACUGCGAUGGGAGGGGACCCACAGUGACAAUCAUCAAAGUGAACGACUACAUCUUUGGUGGAUAUUCUGACGUGUCUUGGGGCGGAGCUGGUUCUUGUGCAGGUUGUUCUUACGACAGUAAAGCAUUCAUCUUCUCUCUAUAUAACGUCAAAGGAUACAAUCCCGUGAAGCUGACACAAUACCAAAACCAGCACUGCGCCGUGUACAGAUGUUCCUCUUACGGACCCAUUUUUGGUGCUGGAUGUGAUAUUUUGAUAUACAAUAAUGCUAACCGUAAUCAAUACUCUUAUACCGAAUGCGGCAUGACGUACUCCAACCCUCCGGGCUAUUCGACGAGUGAACAAUGUGGAUUUUUCACAGGAGGUCGCCGUUUUACUCCAUCUGACAUUGAGGUCUUCUUUGAAAUAGGUGGCCUUGGUACAUCUAAUAUUCUUGGAAGUCAGGACCCCAACAAAUACUUGGGAAAGCUGAUUUCAUAUUUAGACCCAGUUCUUCUCAGUGCAUCCCGUACUGACUUUUUGAGGUGUUGGCACGCUAAGACUGACGGCUGGGCCGCAUCGACAUUCCAUAGAAACUGCGAUGGGAGGGGACCCACAGUGACAAUCAUCAAAGUGAACGACUACAUCUUUGGUGGAUAUACUGACGUGUCCUGGAGGUCGCCAAGUGGCCUCGGUACAUUUAAUAUUCUUGGAAGUCUGGACCCCAACAAAUACUUGGGAAAACUGAUUUCAUAUUUAAACCCAGUUCUUCCCAGUGCAUCCCGUACUGACUUUUUGAGGUGUUGGCACGCUAAGACUGACGGCUGGUUAGCUUCGACAUUCCACAGCAACUGUGACGGUAGUUGA